Lactuca sativa (garden lettuce) is the source of this 2548-nucleotide messenger RNA. Its product is annotated as putative NOT transcription complex subunit VIP2. Lineage: Eukaryota; Viridiplantae; Streptophyta; Magnoliopsida; Asterales; Asteraceae. Gene Ontology annotation, biological process: regulation of DNA-templated transcription. Gene Ontology annotation, cellular component: CCR4-NOT core complex. The record is from RefSeq and is a predicted model, not a curated record.
GGUCGUUCCAUAUAAUUGGAUUCCCCACUUCUCUCUCUCUCUCUCUCUCUCUCUCUCUCUCUAUUUGCGUCUUCAAUUUCUUCUUAUCACCUUCAAACUCGAACACAUAUUCACGCUUUGACAUUUUUUGACAGAUCCGUUCACCCUUUCUACUCCUGCAGAUAAUAAGCUUUUAAGGCACAGAUAAGAGUUUAAUAAUAGCAAACCAUACUGAAGAAGAAAGCUCCACUUCAUCAAGGAACACUUUCCUGCAUGACAUUUUGACAUUUUUUCAAUGUCAGGGUUGCUUAAUAAUUCAUCUUUGAGCGGAUCAGCUUCAAAUCUUCAAGAUAAUUCAGCAGGGCGACAAUUUUCCACUUCUUUCACUGCUCAAUCUGGCGCACCUUCCCCUGUUUUCCAACACAGUGGAUCUAUUCAAGGGCUUCAUAACAUACAUGGUAGUUACAAUGUUCCCAACAUGCAAGGCACACUUGGAUCAAGAAACUCAACAAUGUCUAAUGUCCCUUCAAGUGGGCUUCAACAACCAACUGGAAACCUUUCUAGUGGAAGAUUUACAUCAAAUAUUCCUGUAGCUCUUUCUCAAAUAUCUCAUGGGAAUUCACAUGGUCAUCCAGGGCUAGCUAAUAGAGGUGGAAUGGGGGUGGUUGGAGGCCCUGGGUAUAGUAGCAGCACGAAUGCAGUCGGUGGUUCCAUCCCCGGAAUCCUCCCCACCUCUGCCGCAAUCGGAAACCGCAAUUCCAUUCCAGGGGUUGGUGGGGUUGGUGUGUCUCCUAUGUUAGGUAAUUCCAGUCCUCGAAUCACAAACUCAACUGGGAACAUUGUUGGUGGGGGCAAUAUUGGAAGAACAUUAAAUUCUGGUGGGGGAUUAUCGAUUCCGGGUCUUUCCUCUCGCUUAAAUCUCAACACAAAUAGUGGGUCUGGAAAUGUAAAUGUUCAGGGUUCAAAUAGAUUAAUGGGUGGGAUGCUUCAACAAGCUUCACCACAGGUAAUGUCCAUGUUAGGAAAUUCAUAUCAUUCGGGGGGCCCACUUUCUCAAAAUCAUGUUCAGGGUGUGAACAGUCUUAAUAUGGGCAUGUUGAAUGAUGUAAACAACAAUGAUGGUUCCCCAUUUGAUAUAAAUGAUUUCCCUCAGUUGAGUAGUCGCCCUAGUUCCUCCGGAGGUCCCCAAGGGCAAAUAGGUUCUUUAAGAAAACAAGGACUUGGGGUUAGUCCAAUUGUACAGCAAAAUCAAGAAUUUAGCAUACAGAAUGAAGAUUUUCCUGCUCUACCAGGAUUUAAAGGUGGCAAUGCUGAUUAUCCUAUGGAUUUGCACCAGAAGGAACAGCAACAGCUUCAUGAUACCAAUGUUUCAAUGAUGCAGUCUCCACAUUUCUCCAUGGGAAGGUCUUCGGGGUUCAACUUGGGAGGGGCAUUUUCGUCACAUCGUCCACAACAACAAAGUAGCAAUGUCUCAUCUUUUGCAUCCGCAAACAAUCAAGAUCUACACCAUUUGGAUAUGUUCCAACAAGGCUCACAUACAUCAUAUCACUCACAGGGAAGUGGAGGUUUGAGACCGAUGAAUUCUCAGAAUCCAAUCUCUGGAAUUGGUUCGUAUGAGCAACUAAUGCAACACUAUCCAUCACAGCAACAGCAACAACAACAACAAAGGAAUCAGUCUCAAUUCCGAUUGCAAUCGUAUGGGGAUCAAGGGGUUGUUGUUAAUAAGUCAUUACAGACUCCAGAUCGAUUCGGUUUGCUUGGAUUGUUGAGUGUAAUUAGAAUGAGUGAUCCAGAUUUGACAUCUCUUGCCCUUGGAAUUGAUUUGACAACUCUUGGGUUGAAUUUGAAUUCGGCUGAAAAUCUUCACAGGACAUUUGGGUCUCCAUGGUCAGAUGAACCGGUCAAAGGGGACCCUGAUUUCAUGGUGCCUCAGUGUUAUUAUGCUAAACAAGCACCCGUUUUGAAUCAACGGUAUUUUUCAAAGUUUCAGUUGAACACAUUGUUCUACAUCUUUUACAGCAUGCCUCAAGAUGAAGCCCAAUUGUAUGCUGCAAAUGAAUUAUACAACAGAGGGUGGUUUUAUCACAGAGAGCACCGGUUAUGGUUUAUGAGAGCUGCAAACACAGACCCUCUUGUCAAGACAAACACAUACGAGAGAGGUUCCUACAUUUGUUUUGACCCAAACACAUGGGAAACCAUACGCAAGGAUAAUUUUGUGAUCUACUAUGAGAUGUUUGAAAAAAGACCGGCAUUACCUCAACACUGACUUUUGAUUGAGUAUUUCAGUUUUACAUGUAAAGUCGUUUGGAUUUUAGGUAGUGAUUCAGUCAGUAAGUCAGAUCAGAUUCCAUUUCUCAUUUCUCUAGGGAGGGUUUUACUUUUAGGUUCAAUUUGUCAAAUAUUAUCAUCAUUUACAUAUAAGAGUCAUCAUCAGGAAACAUUAUUUUACUACAUCUUUCAUUGUUGGCAGAUUUUGAAAAUAUGAGACAAAUUUUGGUGACCGAGAUUGUAAAAGUAUAUACAUUAUGUAUUAUUGUAUUUUUUUUAUCCUACUUCUACUUUGGUAUAA